Staurois parvus is the source of this 304-nucleotide messenger RNA. NCBI's taxonomy places the organism in Eukaryota, Metazoa, Chordata, Amphibia, Anura, Ranidae. The record is from the annotation of a GenBank genome assembly.
AUUACCGUAUUUUUUGCUCCAUAAGACGCACCUGACCAUAAGACGCACCUAGGUUUUAGAGGAGAAAAACAAGAAAAAAAAUAUUCUGAACCAAUGGACUGCAGACACAAUACAGGAGAUGACCAGAGACUGCGGACGCAGUACAGGGGAUGACCAGAGACUGCGGACACAGUACAGGGGAUGGCCAGAGACUGCGGACACGGUACAGGGGAUGACCAGAGACUGUGGACACGAUACAGGAGAUGGCCAGAGACUGCGGACACGGUACAGGGGAUGACCAGAGACUGCGGACACGGUACAGGAG